Paramacrobiotus metropolitanus is the source of this 2895-nucleotide messenger RNA. RefSeq lists its product as uncharacterized. The transcript has 5 exons. The record is from RefSeq and is a predicted model, not a curated record. NCBI's taxonomy places the organism in Eukaryota, Metazoa, Tardigrada, Eutardigrada, Parachela, Macrobiotidae. Bases 720 to 2894 code for a protein of 724 amino acids.
UUAAGCAAUAGCUUCUUGACUUAUACUCGUAUAAAUUUCUGUUAGAUUUUCUGCUACUAAAAUGUGGUCAGGAAUCUGUGUCAUCGCAGCUUCUUUCUGUAUGGUCUUGAUUGUUUGGUCAGCAGCAGUAAACGCAGACGACCCGGUUCCCGUGCCAUUGCCUCACAGCGACUGCGUACAAACACCCAAUGGAACCACUGUGAGGUGCAUUCGCAGUGAUAACUACAGUAUUCCGGGCAAUUUCGAUGUUACCUUAUUUCCCAAGGAAGUUAGGACCAUCCUCAUAGGCAGGCUGAGCUCCGUUGCUGUUGGACGAUCAAUGAAUACCAUUCACAAUGACGCCCCACCGUUACCGGCCGAUUUAAACGCGUUAACAGCCGUCUCAUUGUACCACUUCCAGGGAACGAGGGACGCGUGUCCCCUUCGAGGCCUUCUUAGUCAACGUCAAAGGCAGGCUCACUUCUUUACAUGUGAAGUUCAGCCGUAUUGGUACACUCGGCGCCAACUUCCUUAACGGAUUUAUUGACUUGCGGAACCUGGACCUUCAGGACAACGACAUCAGUCAGAUCGACCCAGCCGCUUUUCAAGGUCUAUCCAGUUUACCACUGUCAGGCCCUGCGCUGUUGGACACAAUCCAACUAAAUGAAAACCAAAUCACCGCUUUGGAUUGGGCAGUGUUCGCUCCGGUGGCUAACUCACUCGUAGAACUCGCACUGCAAAUGCAGAAAGUUCCUAAGCUGAGUGCAUUGACCUUAAGCCGACCCUACCAGUUCAGCCAGCUGUACCAUGUGGAUCUUAGUAUGAACUCGUUAAAUUUUUUAUCCCGUCCGAUUCUCGACACCCUACCCAUAACCAAUGAUUCAAAUAUUUUCAUGGCUAACAACGCUUUCUGCCCAGCGGAUACCAGCACAAUCUGUGCUUGUUGUGCUGUCAAGGACUUUGUCAGCUGGGCGCAUGAACUCGCCAACCGAACGGUGUCGCGACCGUUUUCAUUGAUCUUUACCUGUGGGACGGCCAGCACGACAUCGUACUGGUCCGUAGAGUCGGCUGGGGAACUCCUGCCACCGUUAGAACAGUAUGGAUGCUGCACCAAUCCGGCGGCGCAGGACUGCUUUCCUACCACAGCCACGCCCCGUACUACGGUGCGUACCACUGCUCGUACCACAGCCCGUACCACGGUCCGCACUACGCCUCGUGGCACACCGGCGCCAACCAAACCGACGGAAGAGGAUGAUGAUACAACAAAGCCGGUCAAGCCAGAAGGCCCUGGUGGUGCCGCAGUCACCGAUCAUCGUACAAGCGGAUCAAUGCUGAUGGGGUGGGGAAGUCACAGACGUUCGUGUCCCAGAACCCUGUCUCAAGAGCCGGAAUUGAUUCCCGUCCUAACCCAACAGCCUCCUGCUCCAGCCCCUUCUGCGCCGAUAACAGCAAACCCAACUGACGAUCAGGCUACAGGCAGACCAGCGCUGGUGAAGGAGCGAAUUACUCGCAGGGUGCCACACGGUGCCCGUCGGGCUGUGGCAGCAUCUUUCGAGAAAGCCAUCAAGAAUGCCGUGCACCAUAAUGAUGAACAGCACUGGGUAACGCUCCUGUCCUUUGCAUCGCAGGUUUUAGCUGUUCCAGAAAGCCCGGAUGGUGCUCGUAAAGUUUCCCUCGCCACUCUGAUGAAACAAGCGGUAGCGGAUUAUGAAAGCGGAACGAAGCGUCCCCUGUCACGUCGAAAGAAGAAAAAGCCCAAAAAGCCUAAAGAUCCCAACGGCGACCUAGUGCGACGUGUUGGAAUCAAGAUUGACGACGGUGAUUGUUCUGGAGCCGUUCGCAUUCUGAUGUCCACUGACGCCAUAGCCGAAACGUCGCGCGAGGUUCUGGAUAUCAUGGCGGACAAACACCCCCAGUCCCCCUUGCCUGACAGACCCGGAGUUACCGCAUCAACACCAUCAGUUACAGCGGACGAGGUACGUCAUGCAAUCCUCAGUUUUCGACGCGGAUCAGCUGCAGGACCUGACGGCCUAUUACCUCAGCACCUACUGGACAUGUUGGGGAAAGUUCAGGAUGAUGUCUCCGCUAGCUUUUGCAAAAGCCUGGCCCAGCUACUAGACAUUAUUAUCCAAGGUAAUAUUCCUGACUCUGUUCGCCCGUAUUUUUUUGGCGCAAAACUCAUCGCCUUGCGGAAGAAAGACGGUGGCCUGAGGCCAAUCGCGGUCGGUAACACUUUGCGACGGCUAACGGCAAAAGUCAUAUGCCGCCGCGUUAAAGGACGUUCGACAGCUGCUCUUCAGCCAAGUCAACUGGGGUUCGGUAUUAACGGGGGCGCCGAGGCGAUAGUCCAUUCCGCUCGGGAAUUCUUGAGCAGCGAUCCAGACCAGGUGAAGGUUCUUCUGAAGAUAGACCUAAAGAAUGCCUUCAACUGCAUUUCCCGCGCCACCGUCAUGGAAGUUGCGAGCGUUCACCUUCCCGAAUAUGCGAAUUACCUUUACGCCUGCUACGGCCAUUAUUCGGAACUGUACCUCGACGAUGAAGUUUUGUCAUCGCAGAGCGGCAUCCACCAAGGCGAUCCACUAGGUCCGCUUUUAUUUUCUCUGGGCAUUCUUCCAUUUACAUCCAAGCUCAAGGCAACCUUCAAUGCGUGGUUUCUCGAUGACGGUACACUUGGAGGGUCUGUCGAGACGGUCGCUGCGGACUUCCAGACUGUCAUCGAUACAGCACAUGCAUCCGGACUGAGCGUCAACAUGUCCAAGUGUGAGAUUUUUGUCUGUGGAGGGUCCUGCGUUGAACGGGAAGCAGCUGUGAAAACUUUCCUGGACCGUUUUCCAACUGUUUCAGUCGCUGCCCCAGAAAACCUUUGCCUUUUGGGUGCUCCACUGACGAAAAACGGUAUCACGUCAACCAUAUAAC